Molecule: messenger RNA, 1554 nt
Organism: Linum trigynum
Lineage: Eukaryota; Viridiplantae; Streptophyta; Magnoliopsida; Malpighiales; Linaceae
Source: the annotation of a GenBank genome assembly
GAAGUAGAAACAUCCGGCACAUCAUAAGUUGAAAGUUCUUUUUUUUUAAGUUCUUUUUAGGCCAAAUUCACUUGCAUAGCCAAAACUUUGACAGUUGUGACAAAUAUAGCCAAUUUUGGAGAAAUACCAGAAAUAGCCAGCUUUUUGAAAGUUCGAUGACAAAUAUAGCCAUUUCCGUUACAUAGUUUGACGGCGUCAAUGACACCGUUAGUCUAAUUAACAGACAGUUGAUGUGGCUGCCACCUCACCGUGUCUUUCCUUCCCACCUCAGCAUACCAUUGACAGGUGGGAUGCCACGUCAUUUUUAAUGGGUAAAAAAAUUACCAUAAAACAAUUAAUAAAUAAAACAAUAAAUAAAUCACUACCUAAUCACCACCAUCACUACGACACAUCUCCCUGCCGCCGCGAUCCCGUCAUCAUCUUCAUCCUACCCAGAAGCCAAUUUCAAAGCCUACACACUUCUUCUCUCUAUUCCUCGCCCAAUCCAUUUCCAUUUCCAUUUCCAUCGGACGAGUGGUGAAGAUGUUGGACAAGGAGAUGAACCGGAGCGGCGCCGAAUUCGAUGGCGGCGAUAUGUUUACCCGGGGAGGAUGAUGCCCUCGAAAUCGGAGAGGCGGGCAAGAGUUUCAAGAUCUGGAAGAAUCUCUAACGGGAGUUACAGCGGCAGUUGGAGCGCCUCUUCUUCUUCUGCCGAAGCGGCAACUCGAAAUCAGAUGAGAAGAAGAGUUAGGCGACGGCGGCGGCUCGAAUUGUGGAUUGGAGUAAGUUUGGGAAGAUCGAGAGGCUGGGAUCGAACACUACCACGUCAGGUGCGAGCAAGUCCAAGAUACAUCGCCAUGGAGCUCGUCCGCGGCGGCGAGCUCUUCUCCAAGGUCGCCAGAGGCCGGCUGAGGGAAGACGCCGCUAGGGUUUACUUCCAGCAAUUGAUCUACCACCUAGAUCUGAACCCAGAGAACCUCCUCCUCCUCCCCUUUCAAGACGACAAUCUGGUCGCCAUGUAUAGAAAAAUCUACAGGGGAGACUUCAAAUGUCCGUCGUGGUUUUCCUCCGAGUCUCGCUGCCUCGUCACCAAGCUCCUCGACCCCAAUCCGGCGAGCCGAAUCACCAUCUCGAAGGUCAUGGAGUCGUCCUGGUUCAGAAAACCCAUCCCCAAAACCGUACACAACAAGGAGGAGAUCAAAUUCGACGCGUUCAAUUGCGAAGAAGACGAAGCGAAAUCGGAGAAUUCGAAGGAGACCCUGAACGUGUUCCACAUCAUUUCUCUGUCCGAAGGGUUCGAUCUCUCGCCGCUGUUCGAGGAGAAGAAGAGGAUGGAGAAGGAAGAGCUGAGAUUCGCCACGACUCGAUCGGCGAGCAGCCUGAUUUUGAGGCUGGAAGAGGUCGGGAAAGCGGGAAAUUCAGCGUGAAGAAGAGCGAGACGAAGGGGAGGUGAACAGGCGGUGUUGGUGAUGGAAAGAUAAUUUUGUUUUUUAUAAUUUUUUAUUUAAUUGUAAAAAGAUAGAAUUUUGUUUAUUUUCCACUUACAUUAUUUUUUAAUAAAAUAUGCCACGUCAA